GAACUUCGGAAUGCCCGGAUGUGGAAGCGCGCACCGUCCGGAAUUCCGGGUCUCUUCACCGCCCCUCCCUCCGGCGAGUCGCCGGCACUCAGCAUGCUCUGAGUGAUGGGUCAGGAGAGGAUCACGCUCCUCCUCUUCCUCCGCUUUCCAUCUUUCGUCACAGUGCCAUCUCUUGGUUGACUAAAACUUAAAGUAAUCAUCCUGGAGCAAAAGACAGAAACGUAACCUUUUCUUGAAGCCUGGCCAGUUCCCUCCGCAAAAUCUCGUAACUACGAAGGUUAAGUUACUUUUUCAGCUCGCCCUGUGGUUCCCACCGCCCAUGUUAGGAGGACCAAGACUCUAUGGUUGGUGGUGACGAAGGGCCUUUUUUGUCGGAGCGUGCGCAGUGAGAGGUGGGUCCGCAUGCGCGCUGAGGUUGGGCGAAGCGCACGCUGAGGAGCUUCGGCGUCCGGUGUUGGUGUUCCGAGUCUCAUCGUUGCCAUUAAGGAGCGCGGCGUGGGAUCCUAGUUCGGGAUUCACCCAUACGCUUCAGGAUGCCAGGUCUAAGUUGUAGAUUUUAUCAACACAAAUUUCCUGAGGUGGAAGAUGUAGUGAUGGUGAAUGUAAGAUCCAUUGCUGAAAUGGGGGCCUAUGUCAGCUUGUUGGAAUAUAAUAACAUUGAAGGCAUGAUUCUUCUUAGUGAAUUAUCCAGACGACGUAUCCGUUCUAUAAACAAACUGAUCCGAAUUGGCAGAAAUGAAUGUGUAGUUGUCAUUAGAGUGGAUAAAGAAAAAGGAUAUAUAGAUUUGUCAAAAAGAAGAGUUUCUCCAGAGGAAGCGAUCAAAUGUGAAGACAAAUUCACAAAAUCCAAAACUGUUUAUAGCAUUCUUCGCCAUGUUGCUGAGGUAUUAGAAUAUACCAAGGAUGAGCAGCUGGAAAGCCUGUUCCAGAGGACUGCCUGGGUCUUUGAUGACAAGUACAAGAGACCUGGAUAUGGUGCCUAUGAUGCCUUUAAGCAUGCAGUCUCAGACCCAUCUAUCUUGGAUAGUUUAGAUUUGAAUGAAGAUGAAAGAGAAGUACUCAUUAACAAUAUCAAUAGGCGCUUGACCCCACAAGCAGUCAAAAUUCGAGCAGAUAUUGAAGUAGCUUGCUAUGGUUAUGAAGGUAUUGAUGCUGUAAAAGAAGCCCUGAGGGCAGGUUUGAAUUGUUCUACAGAAACCAUGCCCAUCAAGAUUAAUCUAAUAGCUCCGCCCAGGUAUGUGAUGACAACAACAACCCUAGAGAGGACAGAAGGCCUCUCUGUCCUCAAUCAGGCUAUGGCAGUCAUUAAAGAAAAGAUUGAGGAGAAGAGGGGAGUGUUCAAUGUUCAGAUGGAGCCCAAAGUGGUCACAGAUACCGAUGAGACUGAACUUGCAAGGCAGCUGGAACGGCUUGAAAGAGAAAAUGCAGAAGUGGAUGGAGAUGAUGAUGCAGAAGAAAUGGAAGCCAAAGCUGAAGAUUAAUGUUUUGGAAAAUAGUCCAAAUUAAGGAGUACGAAGCAGCCCUUCCUGGCUGUAAGCCCUAGACUUGAAAGUUUUCCAGUAUUGAAAACUUCAAAGCUGAAUAUUUUUAUUUCCAAGUAUUUAAGUAUUGAACAAGCCAGAAUCUAAAUGCCCUCCUUCAUGUCAGCUGUUUUCACAUAGUGGCUCUAACACCUCAAGCGUUUUUUAAGGGAGUGGCUUGAUUUGACCAGAGACAAAUCUUAAACAGCAGUCCUAAUACUGGGCUUGCAGUUUCCAUUUCUGAUGUCUCUGGAUUGGCACCCUUAUGGUUCAGAGAUUUACCAGGGGCUCCAAACACAAACAAUCCCAAUCUUUCUAUAUAAAAUGUAUUCAAGCAAACAUCAAAUAAAUUUCUGGGAUAUUUAAUUGUAGGUUUCUUCCUUCUUGUCACCACUUAAAGCCAGUCUGAAUGCUCAGACCCUGAUUAUCUUCAUAUGGUAGAAGUCGAUGGGCAAGUAAUCAAAUGACCUAUGCAGGAACAGACUUUCCAAAGGAAUGUUAGAGAAGCAAGUAGGAAUUUGAUCCCUGGUAGAAAAAAAACCUUGAAAUUCAGUUAAAGAAUUAUGUGCCUGUUAACUUAUUUGAAGCCAGUGAUAACUUGUAUGAGAGAAGUCGUCACACUCAGUCCCUUUGGUAUAGACCAAGCUACUUACCUUGAAUUCAUAAUUCAAGGCUUAUUUAAAGUGCUGCUGCUUAGAUGUAGUUAUUUUAAGCAGCAUCAUGAAACUGAAGGGGCCAAUUUCCUCUAUCUGGUAGGUGCUGCCUAGGUCUGUAGUUGUUUUA
Messenger RNA from Mastomys coucha (southern multimammate mouse), 2303 nucleotides. It is a transcript of the gene Eif2s1, whose product is annotated as eukaryotic translation initiation factor 2 subunit alpha. Gene Ontology annotation, molecular function: ribosome binding; RNA binding; translation initiation factor activity. The record is from RefSeq and is a predicted model, not a curated record. Bases 534 to 1481 code for a protein of 315 amino acids. The transcript is spliced from 8 exons. Lineage: Eukaryota; Metazoa; Chordata; Mammalia; Rodentia; Muridae. Gene Ontology annotation, cellular component: eukaryotic 48S preinitiation complex; eukaryotic translation initiation factor 2 complex; eukaryotic translation initiation factor 2B complex.